AAAAAAUCCACAAAUCGGAAGUGAAGGCCGGGGCAGCCGAUCUUAGUGACGUUUUGGACAGAAACUAAUCGAAGUCAAAAUAGAGAGGAUUUUGGCACACGGGGGGCAUACGAAGAAUAAGGUGGAGUGUGAAUUUGUAUCUCAUAAUCACCGGUCUUAAAGGUGAAGAGCCCUACCUUUUGGCCUCCUCAGUGUCCAGCUUUGACAGAGUUCAGCUUCACCCAGCCUGCCUCAGCCCGCCCCGGCCCCGUCUCCAGCCUCCGCUCCAGCCCCUUCCACUAACCUCCCUCAGGCCUCCACAUCCACCCAGAGCUGACCCCUCUUCCUGUCUUCGCCGAGCCGUCAGAUCAGCACCAUGGCAGGUCGAGGAGGACCGGCACGGACCAACGGCGCAGCUGCGAGCAACAAGAUCUGCCAGUUCAAGCUGGUGCUGCUGGGAGAGUCAGCGGUGGGCAAGUCUAGUCUGGUGCUGCGCUUCGUUAAAGGCCAGUUCCACGAGUACCAGGAGAGCACCAUCGGAGCUGCCUUCCUUACACAGACGGUCUGUUUGGACGAUACAACGGUCAAGUUUGAGAUCUGGGACACUGCAGGGCAGGAGCGGUAUCACAGCCUGGCACCCAUGUACUACAGAGGAGCCCAGGCUGCCAUUGUGGUCUACGACAUCACCAACACAGACACAUUCACACGUGCAAAGAACUGGGUAAAGGAGCUCCAGCGACAAGCCAGCCCCAAUAUCGUCAUCGCACUGGCCGGAAACAAAGCUGAUCUUGCCAACAAAAGAGCUGUGGACUUCCAGGAAGCACAAGCAUACGCAGAUGACAACAGUUUGCUCUUCAUGGAGACCUCAGCCAAGACUGCUAUGAACGUCAAUGAGAUAUUUAUGGCCAUCGCCAAGAAGCUUCCCAAGAAUGAGCCCCAGGGAGGAGCGGGGGCUGGCGGCCGGGCCAGAGGCGUGGACCUGCAGGAGGCUGCUCCACAGGGCAGGAGCGGUCAGUGCUGUGGGGGUGGAAACUAACUAGCGCACCAAAGCCAACGGAAGUAAACUCAUCAACCAACCUGCAGUAUCAACCAAGCAGACCAGACAUCCACCAGCUGGCAUACACACCCUAUGGUCUGACCAACUACCAAGCACCAAUCAACGAAGAGAGAAACAUGCCCGCUGGCCAAUCCACUGUCUGUCCAAGCCCAUGGUUUCAGCAAAUGAUCAGACCAACAGACAAACAAAGAAUUUGACCUACAUGAAGAUACCCAGUUUUAACUCUGCAGGGCAUUUUGCAACCUAUUAUAUUUCCAACAAUGGACAUUUGGUGGUGACACAAUAAAACAACACAACAAGCAGGAACAAAUAAAGAAGAAAAGAUUGCUGAGGAUCAAUCGCACUUAAUCGGGCCAGCUGCACGACUUUUUUCUCUGUAUUUCUGUAAAGAAAAAUAAAAAAUCUGACGCAACUGGGAGGAAUAUUAACAGGCUCUUGGCCCUCUCCUUUCACUCCCUCUCCAUUUCCCUCUCUCCUUGUCACUUUAUGUACUAUAAUACUACAGUAUUUUGUAUAAUGUCUCCUCCCACUGUUCAAACUCUAACCCUGUUUAGUUUUUGGUGGUGGAUGGUUGUAGCAACUCACAUUCAUUUUCUCCAGCCCCUCAACAGUAAUUUGGGAUAAACGAAUGGAGAGGGUUCAGCCCAAAAAGGAGUUUUGAAAAUGGACAGUUAUUUCCUUCCAGAAAUAGCAGUUAUGUAGAUUAACUGAAUUAUUAAAUUGUUAUUACUAUUGUUAUUAUCACUUCUUCUUUUGGCACACAUUUUACAGUAUGAUUUAAAAGGUUAGACCACCUAAGGUUUUCUUAAUCUAUAUCCAACCGUAUACAUAGUGCAUUAUUAACAUUGUCACCAAUCAGUCAUUUUAGCAUUAUUGUAAUAUAUCUGAGUCAUCCAUGUACAAUGAAAAGAAGAAGAAAAAAAAGAAAAAAACAUUAAACGGAUCAAGCAAGAUUUUUCUUGACCAAAAUAACCAGUUUAUGUAUUAAAGACAUGUUGCUGUAUUUGUAUCAUUUUCUGCAACAACAAAAAAAUAUAACCAAUCAGUAGCUAUUGUGAAUACAAUACCUUCCCAAUCUCUACAUGAUAUUUUGUCACCCCCAAUAAUUUUGUGAUGGAAAGAUUUUUUUUAUUUGUGUAUGACUUUUUGUUGUGAAAAUCUCUGGUAUUGAGUGCACAGGUUCUGUCUUGUCAGCUCUGUGAAUUCAGAUGUUUUCAGUUUCCUUUUCUCUCAUGUUUUAUUUUUUUUACUUUUCGUAUCAGGAAGGGAUUCAUUGGACCAGUGUUGCCUGCUCUGUUAUGACAUCAAUGACAAGCACAACAAGACAGCUGCCGUUGCUGUGAAGUGGGGAGAUACGGGGGGUGGGGCAUGGCAAAGAGUAUAGAAGCACUGCUUCUAUGCUCUUUGGGCAAGGGUAGAGAAAAAUAAAUAAUUUUACCAAUAAAUAACGGGGAAGGUAA
Molecule: messenger RNA, 2496 nt
Organism: Hypomesus transpacificus
Lineage: Eukaryota; Metazoa; Chordata; Actinopteri; Osmeriformes; Osmeridae
Gene: rab5c
Product: RAB5C, member RAS oncogene family
Exons: 6
Coding region: 356-1015 (219 amino acids)
Molecular function (GO): GTP binding; GTPase activity
Source: RefSeq, a predicted model, not a curated record